UUGACAGAUACUAUCAGUGGCUUUCUGCAGCUGGUUUUCCUCGAUUUUAUCGGAGAACUUUUCAUUUGAAAAAUUGCGGUACCUUUAGAAUCGCAAGCUCGCAGCUAAGAAUGGAUUCAGAAUACAAAAAGAAAAUAGCUGAGCUUAAAAGUAAAAUAAAGAGUUUUCCUGACUUUCCUAAAAAGGGAAUAUUAUUUUGGGACAUAUUCUCAGCAAUCUCAGACGGCCAAACCGCCAAACUGCUCCAGAACUUGCUCGUAGAAACCGUCAACGCGAAAUUCCCACAAGUGGAAGCCAUCAUCGGUCUGGAGUCCCGAGGCUUCCUGUUCUCAUUUGCCCUGGCAGCGGAGUUGGGAGUGGGCUGCGUACCGGUCAGGAAGAAAGGGAAGCUCCCCGGAGAUGUUGCCUCGUAUAAAUAUGAUUUGGAAUAUGGAUCGGAUAUUUUAGAAAUCCAGAAGAACACAAUCCAACCUGGACUCAACUGCCUCAUUGUUGACGACUUAAUAGCCACUGGUGGCUCUCUGGCUGCUUCCAUACAUUUGCUCAAAACCUGCGGUGCCAAUGUUAUGGGCUGUUUGACAGUCAUCGAACUGGAAUCUUUGAACGGACGCAAGAACAUUCCAGACGGUAUACUGGUACAUUCCUUGAUUAAGUAUGAUUAGCUAGUCUAGAUCUAAGCACAAAAAUUGAAACAAAAUGACAUGAAACCAAUUAAUUUGUAAAUUGACUGAGAAGUCUUCUCUG
Ostrinia furnacalis (Asian corn borer) is the source of this 744-nucleotide messenger RNA. It is a transcript of the gene Aprt, whose product is annotated as adenine phosphoribosyltransferase. Gene Ontology annotation, biological process: AMP salvage; adenine salvage. The record is from RefSeq and is a predicted model, not a curated record. The coding region runs from base 111 to 662 and encodes 183 amino acids. Gene Ontology annotation, molecular function: adenine binding; adenine phosphoribosyltransferase activity; AMP binding. The transcript has 4 exons. Gene Ontology annotation, cellular component: cytoplasm. Lineage: Eukaryota; Metazoa; Arthropoda; Insecta; Lepidoptera; Crambidae.